Molecule: messenger RNA, 1074 nt
Organism: Quercus lobata
Lineage: Eukaryota; Viridiplantae; Streptophyta; Magnoliopsida; Fagales; Fagaceae
Product: WAT1-related protein At5g40240-like
Exons: 8
Coding region: 13-1074 (353 amino acids)
Cellular component (GO): membrane
Molecular function (GO): transmembrane transporter activity
Source: RefSeq, a predicted model, not a curated record
AAAGAGAGAGAGAUGACAGCAGGGAGCUAUUAUUACAAAGAUGUUCUGCCAUUUUCAGCCAUGGUUGCAGCAGAAGGCACUAAUGUCGGCUUAAACACCUUAUUCAAAGCAGCCACUUUGAGAGGGUUGAGCUACUACGUCUUUAUUUUCUAUUCUUAUGCCAUAGCUACUCUUCUUCUUCUUCCCUUGCCUUUCAUCUUUCGCCAAAGAGAGCUUCCUACAUUCAAGUUGUCUCUCCUCUAUAGAAUUUUCCUACUUGGAGUGAUUGGGUUUUUGGCUCAGUUGUGUAGCUAUAAAGGAAUAGAAUACAGUUCACCGACUCUUGCUUCAGCCAUCAGCAAUCUCAUACCAGCUUUUACCUUCAUACUUGCCGUCAUUUUCAGGAUGGAAAUUCUAGCUUUGAGAAGCUCAAUCACUCAGGCUAAAAUCAUGGGCACAAUAGUAUCAAUAUCAGGUGCAUUGGUAGUGCUUUUCUACAAGGGGCCUACAAUCAUCUCCGCUUCAUCUCAAUCACCAUCCCUUUCACUUCCCUCUCCACCGGGGUCAUCACAAGCCAAUUGGGAUUGGGUGAUAGGCGGCCUUUUACUUACUGCCGAGUAUCUUCUACUUUCAAUUUGGUACAUUGUUCAGACCCAAGUUAUAAAAAUAUAUCCUGCAGAGCUAAUUAUAGUCUUAUUAAACAACGUUUGCGCGACAAUUGUAUCUGCACCAGUAUGUUUGAUAGCAGAAGGAAAUUUAAGUGCUUGGAGACUAAGGCCAGAUAUAACACUAGUUGCCGUUAUAUAUUCGGGAAUCUUUGGUUCAUUCUUCAGCACUGUUGUUCACACAUGGGGCUUGCACUUGAAGGGGCCAGUGUAUAUUUCAAACUUCAAGCCAUUGUCAAUAGCCAUUGCAGCUGCUAUGAGUGUCAUAUUCCUCGGUGAUGCUCUCUAUCUUGGAAGCGUUAUUGGAGCAAUAAUAUUAUCAUUUGGGUUCUAUGCUGUCAUAUGGGCAAAAGCUAAAGAAGAAUUGAGUGAGGACAAGUGCUAUAGUAGUUUGGAAUCUUCACCUGAUGUGCGGAUUUGUAAUAGGUGA